CCGCCGCGGAUGCCACAGUCGAAACCGACAUCGGCCACUGCCUCCGGAUCUGGAGGCGUGGAGAAGAAUCCUAGGAGAACAGCAAAGAGCCGCAACGGCUGUCAAGUCUGCAAAAUCAAGAGAAUGAUAGNNCUGAAAUGCGACGAAACCCGGCCGAUGUGGCUGACACCUUGCUUUACAAGGNCCUGUGACAAUUGCACCAAGCGCGGUUAUGACUGUCCCGGAUACAGAAAGGCUUUGAAAUGGUCGACAAAGUAUGAAGUCUUACAACCUGAUGAACCCGACAGCCAAAAGACAUUCCAUCCUUCUGUGGAGUACCAUUUCUCCUCUAUCGACCCAGUAACUUUUGGCCAAGCGUCCACUCUCUCUACCGAAGAGACAGCAGAAAGUUCCGAUGGCUAUCGGGAAGUUUCUGAAGAGAUAGUGCAUCCCACAGUAGUGUCGUACGUUUCACAGCCUCAGGGUGUUGUAGGAUUAGAACCACAGGGAUCCCAUUGCGCUUGGCCUCAGCAAUGGUCAGGCUAUCCUGAUGCAGGACAUCAGCAAACCGUGGUCUCAUAUACCCCCGAUCGUUCAGUACAUCAAACCAGCGAGAACAGAGAAGUCAAUGAUGAGAUUUCAACGAUACGGCAACAGUGUCACAACAGCCCAGAGGAAAUGGCUCAGUGGAAAUCACUGCUUCGAGCUUACUAUCGCAUGGCCACUCCUACCAUAUCGCGAUCUCUUCAAAACGAUAGCACAGGACUAGUUGAGCAUUACUUCCGCGACAUUUGCGUCCUGUAUUCCUCAUUCGACUCGAAGCUCAAUCCGUUCCGCACUGUCAUAGGCAAGUUAUGGGAUAGUUCCAACUCGAUCUUCUACGCAAUUCAGAGUAUGGCAGCUGCACACUUAGCCAACCACAACCCGGGAAUGGAAGUCCAGGGCCUGCAGAUGCAACGAAAAGCAUAUGAAUGCCUGCAACACGAGCUACAGCUAGCACAUGUCAAUCAGCAAGUAGACGACAGACUUCUGCUUACAGUACUACUAUUGGGUAUGAGCUCGCCAUGGCAUGAGGCUGGCGAUUUAGGAAUGGCUCAUCUCAAUGCCGCAAGAGGACUCAUAUACCCCAGACUGCUUCGGGAUAAGGGUGACCAGACAGAGGAAAUGGCAAGAAACGACCAAUUCUUUGCCGAAGCCCUCAUAUAUUGGGAAAUGUGUGUUGCUUUUGUGCACAAAGAGCCAAUUACCUUAGGCCGUGAGAAACCCAGCAACGAGACAAACUACAAUGAGGCCCGAACAAUAGGCACGAAAGUGAUGCCACACCCCUGGACAGGUGUAGGACCCAGAGCACAAGUCCUCUUCGCUGAGGUCGGCCGACUGGUUCGCAAUUACCGAGCUAUAUCGUCACCACUCUCGUAUGGAGCAACAAGUGAGCACGUGGACCCUACCAAUAUCAUCACUGCAGCCAUGGAGUUUGAAGAAGAACUGCUUGGUAUACGUUGGCCAGCCGUCGACGACCUUAUAGACGUGCAAGAUCAAUUCACGGGCAAGCUCGAUUUCAUCAUGAUCGCAGAAUCGACUCGUUGUUCGGCUCUACUAGAAAUCUAUCGAGUCUUUCCUAAUAUCUUGCGCAACCGACUGCUCAAGAACGCCGAUGUUACUGGAACCUCGAGUCAAUNNUUUUUCUUUCCUUUUUGCGGAACGCUGCUUCACCAUGACCCUCACGAUCCGACGACAUGGUUGGUAUCACUAGCACGACAUAUUUUGCUGGACUUGAUUGGCAGCAUAUCGCCGACUUCCGGUACACGGCCACUUCAACUACUUAUUCUAUUGACAGCAACCGCUGAGCUUCGGUUGUCUGGACCCUCAACAGCAUUCUCUCUCAACGUUUUACGUGCCAGAGAUCUUGCCAUGACUAGGCUGGAAGAGCUCUCCACGCGGCUGCCUUCGAAGCCUGUAUUCAUGAUCAUCAAGCUUAUAAAGGAAGUCUGGCGUCGUUUCGAUAUUGGCGAUGAUAGUGUCUUCUGGCUCGAUGUCAUGCACGAGAAUGGCUGGCAAACCGUCAUAGGCUAG
Molecule: messenger RNA, 2052 nt
Organism: Aureobasidium musti
Lineage: Eukaryota; Fungi; Ascomycota; Dothideomycetes; Dothideales; Saccotheciaceae
Source: the annotation of a GenBank genome assembly